AUGGGCUUCAUCGCCACAGAGGAACAGAAACAGCCAUGGAAGAACUUUGCCCAGACCGGGGGAAGUAAUGCCUCUUACGAGAAGCAUCAGCUCUACCUCCAGACAUCCGGAGGCAGACCCUGGAAUGAGUGGUUGAAGGAGUACAAGGGGAUUGUCGCUGCUCCGAGGACUCCGGCACCGCCUCCUGUCUCCGAUGACUAAUCAACGUUGAGUGAAAGGGGGUUAAG
Podospora pseudocomata is the source of this 227-nucleotide messenger RNA. RefSeq lists its product as uncharacterized. Bases 1 to 201 code for a protein of 66 amino acids. The record is from RefSeq and is a predicted model, not a curated record. Lineage: Eukaryota; Fungi; Ascomycota; Sordariomycetes; Sordariales; Podosporaceae. The transcript has 2 exons.